Mesorhabditis spiculigera is the source of this 3117-nucleotide messenger RNA. NCBI's taxonomy places the organism in Eukaryota, Metazoa, Nematoda, Chromadorea, Rhabditida, Rhabditidae. The record is from the annotation of a GenBank genome assembly.
AUGUCUUCCGACGUCGUCGACCCGGCCGAGGGUUAUUCGAUGGUUGACAACGAUAGUGAUGAUCUUGUUGAGGUAUUCCCACCCGCUCGUGCAUGCGUCUCUUCUGGCGAACCCUCGUUGGAUGGCUCUGGGGAUGACGAUAGGGCCCUGUCCGACACUGAGAUCCUCCAUGCAGCGAGAACAAAGACGAUUGCCGGCCAAAUGAAGGGGCCGUCGAGUGAUCUGUUGGAGGGAGCCUGUCAAUUGGAACAUGAGGCUCGAGCACGCGGCGAUGAAUGGGAAGAUAUCCUCGGCAGUGGCGAUCUCCUAAAGAAAACUUUAAAAGUGGGCCACGGACAUGAGAAAAUACGCGAUGGCCAGUGGAUUUUGGUGAAGAUUGUCGAUACUUUGCGGGGCAUCGACAGCCACGAAUCUUUUCGCUUCAUCACCGGCUUCGCAAUGGUCAUUGAUGCCUGGGAGCUCGUCGCGAAAUUGAUGGUUGAGGGAGAAAUUUGCGCUAUCAGGACGUCAUCCCGUUUCGCCUAUGGCAGCGCUGGACUCGACGAUCUUGUCGGUCCCAAUCAGCAAAUGGAGUACACGCUCGAAAUUCUUGAGAUACAAGAAUCCCCAAUGUACACCUCGAUGCCGGAGGAAGAAUUGAGCGACUUCUUGUUGAGCCUGAAGGAACGGGGCAACUUCUUCUUUUCGCGACAAGAAUUUGAAAAGGCCAUCUUCGUCUAUAACCGCGCCGCAAACGUGAUCGAAGGACCCGAAGACAGCGAGGGACUACGCAAGCUUUUUUCGGCAUUGAACUCGAACCUCGCCGUUUCUUAUGCAAAGAUGGAUGAAUGGUCAAAGGUUGAAGAGUAUGCGACGAAUGCACUGUCGCUACAUCCCCUGAACACGAAGGCUUUUUAUUAUAGAGCUCUCGCCCUUAUCCGUAGGAACGAAAUUGAACUGGCUCUCUCCGAUCUCCAGGAAGCUGCUGAUAUCGAGCCAAAUGAGAAGUCGAUACUCCGCGAGAUUGAGCGUGUCAAAUUGAUCAAGAAAGAUGCGCGAGAGAAGGAGAGACAAAUCUAUAAGAAAAUGGUGGCCGGAUUGUAUUCCGGAGAAGCACCACAUCCCGCCACCCUGCUCGACAGCAUGAAGCUUUUCCUGUCCUCCCGCCUUCACAUCGCCGUCCUCUCCUUUUUUGUGGUCAUGCUCGGGCUAUUCAUCCACUUCCUCUCACAGCUUAGAGUACGCCUCUUCGAUUGGAUCCAAUACAGCGAAUCAGAAUACAUUAUAUCCAGCGCCAUGGUGGCGGCCGGGCGACGUCCAGAAAAGCAAAACAAGAAUCGAACACGGCGUCGUAACCAUCAUGGAAUCAACGUACCGCUCCACGAGCCGGACCCGAAUUUCCCCUCGCUCGCCAUCAACACCCAGCGCGCACGUCGAUAUACACAAGAACUACGGUAUAUGCAACUGACGCAAACGAUGAAGCCGCAGGGAUCGAUGAUCAGAUUCUAUCAUUUGCCCCACGAUUGUUUCCAUCGCCUGUGGACCUGGUUGCCGAUCGUCCAGAUCGCUCAAAAGUAUACCUAUCGCGACGAUCCGUACGACUGGAUUGUCCAUAUGCCCGUGCCACCGCUCGCCAUCGAGUACAAAAUUCACAAGCGCAUCCCGGAGGACGUGUACAUUGAUGGUGUCGUGCGGAGGUUGAGCAUCAUGCGCUUCCACAAAGUUACUCAGGAUUCGUUCGAGAUGCGGAAUGAUCACUACAGCAUGACCCCAAUCCUGUACGCAGAGCUGCAGCGGCGCAUGGAGAUCUCCUUCAGAUAUGGCGGUGGUUUUCGGCCGACGUGGCGCGGUGCAAGACUUUCCGAAUUGCUGCAAUCAACCCGGAAGUGCUACCUAACGGAGCAGAAAGCUGGCCCGUACAAUUAUGCCCUGCUGUGCGCCCUCAACGCCUGGGAGGUGCGGGCGGCGAUGAAGAAGCGCGUAAACGAGGCCGUCACCGUCAUUCGACAGCAAUUAGGCAGCAAGGAGAAGAAGGACAUUGAAAAAUUGCAGGCCCGUCUAAAACUCAACGAAAACUGGGUGAAGGCGCGCAAGGCUUUGCCCUUGAUGCCUCCGCUGCGCGCUCCUCUCCCGUUGACGCUGAGCAGCUAUCGCCACAGCCCACUGAAGCCGUUCGUCGACUUUCCACAGCGUACCCCUCACGCGUUGUUCAAUGAAAUCGUCGAAUAUCCGCCGCACACAGGCUACACGAUCCGAAUGUGUGAGACGCUGAAAAAGCUGAAGCUGCAGCCAACCCCCGACGGCACCAUCGUGGUCAACAAGGGACAAUGGACGAAAAGCCGCCCAUCCCGCUACGGCCAUCAACCCAUUGCGGCCAUCGUCAACAGAGUGGGCGACAACGUCUACCUGCGCCCCGACAAUUUCAAGGAGAGCGAACACGCUCCAUCCAUCGGCCGCAUCUCCGGCUACAGCACCGUCAGCAGCAUCUCCACGGCCACUACGGGCCCGCGUCAUCUCAAAAAUCAACCGCUCACUAAUCAUCCACGGCACUCGACGUUUGACCAUCGCAGUGAGCUACCGUCCCUCACCGAGCAUUAUUGUGCCAAAAAAGCCGCCGCCGAGUAUCGCCAGCGCCUCGCCAACGAGACACAAUCCGUGCUCGCCGAGCUGAACCGACUCCCCGAUGACGUCCGAAUGGACCCCCGUUUCAUGCAGUGGAUCCAGGGGCUCGAGAUGAAGCCCAAGUUAACGGACCCGGUGGCCCUGGCGCACGCAUUGCAGGUGAGCCUGAUGACCGAGGAGCGACUUGGAGACCUGAUCAAAUUACCAAAGCUAUCGCGCCUGCAGCGGAUGGAGGCGCGGGUUCUUCUUUCCGCUUAUCGGCGUCAGAUGGAGCUGCUCGGCCAGAAUCGGGUCGACGAGCGCACGCUGGAGCUGUUGCCGUGGCUGAUGAACACAACGAGCUCGUGGACGCUGGAUGAGUGCAAUUCGCGUGCGACGCUGAUCCCCCGAUGUGAUCGUCAACUUCUCCGCGCCCCAGAUGCCAUCAUAAACACUGAAACUCGUGCUCGCAUUGCCACACUCCUCUACAUUGUCGCCGCUUUCAUCCUGCUCGUCGCCCUGAUCUGCGUCCUCCGC